Messenger RNA from Alligator mississippiensis (American alligator), 6999 nucleotides. RefSeq names its product PDS5 cohesin associated factor B (gene PDS5B). The record is from RefSeq and is a predicted model, not a curated record. NCBI's taxonomy places the organism in Eukaryota, Metazoa, Chordata, Crocodylia, Alligatoridae. The coding region runs from base 128 to 4471 and encodes 1447 amino acids. Gene Ontology annotation, cellular component: chromatin; nucleus. Gene Ontology annotation, biological process: mitotic sister chromatid cohesion; DNA repair. The transcript has 35 exons.
CGACGGCGGCAGCCUCGGCAGCGGCAGCGCCUCGGCGAGCCCAUAGCGGCGGCGGCGCGGAGCGGAGCGGACCCGCCUGGGAGCGGCGCGGCGGCGGAAGCGGGCGAGUUUUCAAAUCAGUGAAAACAUGGCUCACUCAAAGACGAGAGCCAAUGAUGGAAAAAUUACGUAUCCUCCAGGAGUCAAAGAAAUCUCUGAUAAAAUAUCUAAAGAAGAGAUGGUGAGGCGACUAAAGAUGGUUGUGAAAACCUUCAUGGAUAUGGACCAGGACUCUGAAGAAGAGAAGGAGCUGUAUCUAAACCUUGCUUUACAUCUUGCUUCAGAUUUUUUCCUCAAACAUCCUGAUAAAGAUGUGCGCUUGCUGGUGGCUUGUUGCCUUGCUGAUAUUUUCAGAAUAUAUGCUCCUGAAGCUCCAUAUACAUCACCAGAUAAACUGAAGGAUAUAUUUAUGUUUAUAACAAGGCAACUGAAAGGAUUAGAGGAUACAAAAAGUCCACAGUUCAACAGAUACUUUUAUUUACUUGAGAAUAUUGCAUGGGUCAAAUCUUAUAACAUAUGCUUUGAGUUGGAAGACAGCAAUGAAAUUUUCACACAGUUGUACAGAACACUAUUUUCAGUAAUAAACAAUGGUCAUAAUCAAAAAGUACAUAUGCACAUGGUUGAUCUCAUGAGCUCUAUCAUUUGUGAAGGAGAUACAGUAUCUCAAGAGCUUUUGGAUACAGUUCUAGUUAAUCUAGUGCCUGCACAUAAGAAUUUAAACAAGCAAGCAUAUGACUUGGCAAAGGCUUUACUAAAGAGGACGGCUCAAGCUAUUGAACCCUAUAUCACUAAUUUUUUUAAUCAGGUGCUUAUGCUUGGGAAAACUUCUAUCAGUGAUCUGUCAGAGCAUGUCUUUGACUUGAUUCUGGAGCUGUACAAUAUUGACAGUCAUCUCUUGCUUUCUGUUUUACCGCAGCUUGAAUUCAAACUUAAGAGCAAUGACAAUGAAGAACGCCUGCAGGUUGUAAAACUACUAGCAAAAAUGUUUGGGGCAAAGGAUUCAGAGUUGGCAUCUCAAAACAAACCACUUUGGCAGUGCUACUUGGGGAGGUUUAAUGAUAUCCAUGUGCCUAUCCGGCUUGAGUGUGUGAAAUUUGCUAGCCACUGCCUUAUGAACCAUCCAGAUCUAGCAAAAGAUUUAACAGAAUAUCUUAAAGUAAGGUCACAUGACCCAGAAGAAGCCAUUAGGCAUGAUGUUAUUGUGUCCAUAGUGACUGCUGCUAAAAAAGAUCUUUUGCUUGUCAAUGAUCAUCUACUUAAUUUUGUGAGAGAGAGGACGCUAGACAAACGGUGGAGAGUGAGAAAAGAAGCUAUGAUGGGACUUGCUCAAAUAUACAAGAAAUAUUCGUUGCAGUCAGAAGCAGGAAAAGAAGCUGCAAAACAGAUUUCAUGGAUCAAGGACAAACUGCUACAUAUAUAUUACCAAAACAGUAUUGAUGAUCGAUUGCUUGUUGAACGCAUCUUUGCGCAGUAUAUGGUCCCACACAAUUUGGAAACAAAUGAACGAAUGAAAUGUUUGUAUUACCUUUAUGCAACACUGGACUCAAAUGCUGUGAAAGCAUUGAAUGAAAUGUGGAAAUGUCAAAAUCUGCUACGACACCAGGUUAAGGACUUGGUUGACUUAAUUAAACAGCCCAAAACAGAUGCCAGCAGUAAAGCUAUAUUCUCAAAAGUGAUGGUCAUUACAAGGAAUCUGCCAGAUCCUGGCAAGGCUCAGGAUUUCAUGAAGAAGUUCACACAAGUUUUGGAAGAUGAUGAAAAAAUAAGAAGUCAGUUAGAAAUGCUUGUUAGCCCAACAUGUUCUUGCAAGCAAGCUGAAGGAUGUGUGCGAGAAAUUACAAAGAAGUUGGGCAACCCCAAACAACCUACAAAUCCUUUCUUGGAAAUGAUAAAAUUUCUUCUAGAGAGGAUAGCUCCCGUGCACAUUGAUACUGAAUCCAUCAGUGCCCUUAUCAAGCAAGUAAACAAGUCCAUAGAUGGAACAGCAGAUGAUGAAGAUGAGGGUGUUCCGACUGACCAAGCAAUCAGGGCAGGUCUUGAGUUGCUUAAGGUACUCUCGUUUACCCACCCUAUUUCAUUCCAUUCUGCUGAAACUUUUGAAUCCCUUCUGGCUUGCCUGAAAAUGGAUGAUGAAAAGGUGGCAGAAGCUGCGUUACAAAUUUUCAAAAACACAGGAAGUAAAAUUGAAGAAGACUUUCCUCACAUUAGAUCAGCGUUGCUUCCAGUCUUGCAUCAUAAAGCUAAAAAAGGGCCACCUCGUCAGGCCAAAUAUGCUAUUCACUGCAUUCAUGCAAUAUUUUCCAGCAAAGAAACACAGUUUGCACAGAUAUUUGAGCCACUGCAUAAGAGCCUUGAUCUGAGCAACUUUGAACAUCUCAUUACGCCAUUGGUUACCAUUGGCCAUAUAGCCUUGCUUGCACCUGAUCAAUUUGCUGCUCCUUUAAAAUCUUUGGUAGCUACCUUCAUUGUUAAGGACUUGCUAAUGAAUGACCGGCUUCCAGGCAAAAAGACAACUAAACUUUGGGUUCCAGAUGAAGAAGUGUCUCCUGAGACGCUUGUUAAGAUCCAGGCGAUUAAAAUGAUGGUUCGAUGGUUACUGGGAAUGAAGAACAACCAUAGUAAAUCAGGAACCUCUACUCUGAGAUUGUUAACAACAAUAUUGCACAGUGAUGGAGACUUGACAGAACAAGGAAAAAUUAGUAAACCUGACAUGUCACGCUUGAGGCUGGCUGCUGGUAGUGCUAUUGUGAAACUGGCCCAGGAACCCUGUUACCAUGAAAUCAUCACAUUAGAACAAUACCAACUGUGUGCAUUAGCCAUAAAUGAUGAGUGUUAUCAAGUGAGACAGAUAUUUGCUCAGAAGCUCCACAAAGGUCUUUCCAGACUACGAUUACCACUUGAAUAUAUGGCCAUUUGUGCACUGUGUGCAAAAGAUCCAGUGAAGGAAAGGAGAGCUCAUGCUCGGCAGUGCCUUGUAAAAAACAUAAAUGUGAGACGGGAGUAUCUGAAGCAGCAUGCAGCAGUUAGCGAAAAACUGUUGUCACUUCUGCCAGAGUAUGUUGUUCCUUAUACUAUCCACCUGCUGGCACAUGACCCAGAUUAUGUCAAAGUCCAGGAUAUCGAACAACUUAAGGAUAUUAAAGAAUGCCUGUGGUUCAUACUGGAAAUAUUGAUGGCUAAAAAUGAGAAUAAUAGUCAUGCAUUUAUCAGAAAAAUGGUGGAAAACAUUAAACAGACAAAAGAUGCUCAAGGACCAGAUGAUCCCAAAAUGAAUGAAAAACUCUACACAGUUUGUGAUGUAGCAAUGAAUAUCAUUAUGUCAAAAAGUACAACAUACAGUUUGGAAUCCCCUAAAGAUCCUGUUCUUCCAGCCCGAUAUUUCACUCAGCCUGACAAGAAUUUCAGUAACACGAAAAAUUAUCUUCCUCCAGAAAUGAAAUCUUUUUUCACUCCUGGAAAGCCCAAAGCAGCCAAUGUUCUUGGAGCAGUUAAUAAGCCUCUUUCAUCAGCAGGCAAGCAAUCUCAAUCCAAAUCUUCACGAAUGGAAACUAUAAGCAAUGCUAGCAGCAGUUCAAAUCCAAGCUCUCCAGGAAGGAUCAAAGGGAGGCUUGACAGUACUGAAAUGGACCACAGUGAAAAUGAAGAUUUCACAAUGGCAUCACCCUUACCUGGAAAGAAAAAUGACAAGAGGGACGACUCUGACCUUGUAAGGUCAGAGAUAGAGAAGCCCAGAGGUAGAAAGAAAACAGCCCUCACUGACUCAGAAGAAAAGUUGGGUUUAGAUGAUCUGAGUAAAUUGGGUCAAGAACAGAAACUCAGAGGUAGUCAGCGGGGGAGGAAGAGAACUGCAGUUGUUACCGAGUCUGAUGAACCACAGUGGCAAGAGGAAAAGAGGCUAAAGGAAGAUGUUUUAGAAAGUGAAGAUGAACAAAACAGUCCACCAAAGAAAGGAAGAAGAGGGCGGCCUCCUAAAACAACAGGUGGGAGUACGCCAAAGGAAGAACCAGUAGCAAAGUCAUCUAAAAGGGGAAGAAAAAAAGCAGCACCAACAGCGGAGGAGGAGGAGGAGGAAGAGGAAGAAAGGCAAAGUGAAAACAUGGAACAGAAGCCAAAAGGCAGACAAAACAGGGCACCAAAAAGAACACAACAGAGAGCAGAAACAUCUGAAACUAGUACAGUUGAAUCUGCCCAGUCUACACCACAGAAAAGACGAGGGAGGCCACCAAAAACACCACCAUCGCAGCAAAAAAAAGCCCGUACUGGACGCUCCAAACAAGCAGCAAGUAAAGAGAAUGAAUCUAGUGAAGAGAUGGAUGUAUUUCAGAGUAGUUCUCCUGUCAGUGAUGACAUUCCCCAGGAAGAAGUAAUGGAGGAAGAGGAAACUUCCACUAUCAGUGUGCGUCGUAGAACUUCCAAAAGGGAAAGGCGAUGAGGAAGCGUAUAGUUGACAGCCUUCCAGGUGAAAGUUUUGAAGAACGCUCUUAAUAUAAAGCUUGAGGCUGAAUGAAGCUGUCAGUGCACAGAAUGGGGUUGCUGAAGAAAAACAAAACUUUCUUUACAUUUACUACCCCCUGCAUUUGCAGUCCCUAGGUCACAAGCUUUAGCCACACACAUGUUGAUAUCAUUAACUGUGGAUUUUUGUGACGUGUAAUGUGCGCUGGCUUUGUAGACAUAUGAACUAAAGAAGAAACCUGUAAAUAGCCCUUUUUUUAAUGUUUCUGACUUCUAAAGUGCUUGUAUAGCUUUUAUCUGCGGCUUUAAACUGACAGUGCCCAACUCUUUGUUGGAUCUGUUGAUUUAAAAAAAGAAAAGAUUUGUUAAAAUGGAUCUCAAGCAAUAUCUGUCAGUGUUCGUAUUUGUACUCUCCUUGGCAUUUAACUGUGAAAAACAAAAUCAGCUGAACAAAUAGCAUUUUAUUUUGCCACUAUUUGUUGGAAAGAAAAAGAAAACAGAUUGUCCUUGUUUCCUUAUGUAUCUAAUCUAGCGUUUACUUCUAGGCACCCACCUGUUGUCAGAGGUGCUAACUUGCUUUCUUUUACAGUUGAACAAUGUUGCAUAGAAUAAUACAACAGAUGCAGAUUGUGAAAUAAAUUGUUGACUCAUUUUACACCUCAGUAUUGAUGCCAGACUUCCUGGACUUCUAGUGGCAUUGAAAAUUCAAAAAGGGUUUAAAAUAUUUUAAUUUGAAAAGUGUGUUAUUAAAUAAUGUACUGAAUGCCCUACCCAUUUUAUCUUCACCUUUCAGUUUUUAUUAAUCUACUGUAUCAAUAAAAUUCUGUAACUGAAUAAGUUUUUAAUAGUCUAGUAUGUUAAUGUGUAUAGAUAUUUCCUCCUGAACAUUAUGUUCACAGAGCAAAUUAUUACUACAUUAUAAUAUGAAAUCUGAUAUAUAAACAUUAGUGAAAAUACAGUUCUUAUUACAAUGUAAAGUUAAUCACAAAGAAAUAAUUUUAUUGAUGCAGUGUGUCUUUAUAAAGCUGUUCUUGAGAGCCAAGUGUUUUGUAUUUUAUAGUGAAGUUGCAUGUUUAUGAAAAAUGUGCUGACAAUGGGAUGUAAUGUUUUUUUUUGAAACUCGUAUAUAGCAGUAGUAUAUGGUAGGUUGUCUCACGAGAGAAUCUUCUACUGAGAGUUUAUUGUACUUAUUUUUUUUUUUUUUUUUUUUGUGAGCCAAAUUUUAUUUGGUAUGAAGAGCUAAGUUUUAAUUGAAUGGCCAGCUGUAGACCAUUGCAGUCAAGGUUUUCUAGAUUUGAAUGAAGCUCCACUUUUAUUUCGUUCUACCUUUAGAGAGGUUGGAUUUUUUGUUCUGGUAUAAUCUGCAAAAGUAGAAACAGAAUUCUUAAGGCAGUAUCCUAUAUGCAGUUUUACGAACUGUAUCUUUGAACCAAAAUGUAUAGGUUUCUACUUUAUGCUUAGCCAAGCACAUGUUUAUAAUUUCAGGUGCUGUUCUCCUUCUGAUUCCUUGCAGUUGACAACGUGAAAAAAUCACUUUCUAACUUAUUAAAUUUUUAUCUCAUUGAAUAAUGGAGCAUUUUCAUAUAAUCCAUCAAAUAAUAUGUUCUUAAGUUAUAUUUGCAAAGAUAGAAUAUAAAGAAUAGGAAAAGGAAAGUGGUGUAGGAACAUGAACAUACCAGUUUCCAAACUAUAUUUAUCAUAAGGAAUUUUACUUUUUUCUUUAGACUUUUUUAUUUUGAAAUAUUCUUACUUAUUGAUGGAAAACUUUAUUUUUAAAAACCUAUAUUAUUCUUCCUUUGCUCAAAAUCUUUCCCCAGUAUUCAGCUGUUCUACAUUCAUACCCAUGGUUAUGGGGGAAAUGCUGCCUAAAAGGACAGUUACAGUUGGUUGAAGUGACUUUUACUAGCACAACUAACCUAAAUGGCUUACUUACACUUCAGCAGUGCAAAUGCAAGUUUUUUAUCCUAUAAAAUAAAGAUUGAAAGUUAGCUUUAUAUUUUCUUCAUUGACAGAAUUGCACUGAAAACAUUUAUUGAAGAUAGAUAUCUUAGUCCAUUUUAUACAAAAUAUGAAAAAUUGAUGUUGAAACUGCUGCAGACUAUUGGUUUUAUGUGCAUAAACAUGGUUAGGUUAAGUAUCAUUUAAUAUUAAUGAACAUCAACUGAUCAUAAAAUGUUUAAUGCAAAUUGAAACUAUAGUUUUGCAAUUUAAAUGUUAAUUUCUUGAGCUAUAAUGUGUAAUUCAUUAUUUCUUGGGAAAACAGGCACAGCAGAUAUUUCAUUCUGAUAUUCCAAACUCUUCUAGGUUCAUCCUCAUCUCCUUAUGUAAGGAAAAUGAAUUUUAUGUACUAACAUUUGAGGUCUGCACAUAGCUACAGUAGAGUAAAAUAAUUAUGUAUAAAAAGAUAAAGUGCUAACAUUCAGUUAGCAUGCUCUUCUGCAAUGAUGAUGUUAAGUUUAUAAAAAUGUACUGUAUUACAUUAAAAAAAUCAAACUGAACUCAGUGUAA